AUGGCGCCUGGGACCCCGCUGAGCCACAGCCCCUCACCAAAGUGCACACCCCCACGAACGCAUGGAGCUGCCUUCUACAGAAUCAGACCCCCCCUUGGCCUACCAGGAUCAGCCUUGGCUGCUCAGACGGGCGGCGGCUCUCCCGGGUCUCAGGAGAUCGGCCGGCAGAUCUACACGACCCGCGAGGUGGUGGCCGAGAUCCGCGACAAGGAGACGCGGCGGCGCCUGGCCGUCCUGCCCUACCCGCUCCGCUUCAAGCAGCCCCAGGAGAUCGGCCGGCAGAUCUACACGACCCGCGAGGUGGUGGCCGAGAUCCGCGACAAGGAGACGCGGCGGCGCCUGGCCGUCCUGCCCUACCCGCUCCGCUUCAAGCAGCCCGGCCCCGAGUACCUCCGCCUCGUGACGGAGUUCUCCAAGAAGACCGGCGACUACCCUAGUCUCUCGGCCACGGACCUCCAGGUGCUGGCCCUGACCUACCAGCUGGAAGCGGAGCACGUUGGGGUAGCUCACCUGAAGACAGAGCCCGUGCAACAGGUCACGCUCAGCGCAACGAACCAGCACCCCGAGGCACCUGUCCACCUGGCUGGUUUCCAUCUCCCUUCUAAGACCAAGCGCCCAGAGGGUGAAGAGGGCCCUCCGGUCGUGGCAGGCCAAGGACACCCCGGCUCUCCUGGGGCUGAAGACGCCGCGUUUGGCUCCUUCAUGUUCUGGAGGCCCCCCUUGCCCAGCAUUGAGGAGGACAUUCGGGAAUUGCUGAAAGCGGCUGGUGGCUCUGUGGAGCCAGGGGAGCCCAAAGGCUGGGAGAGUGCCGAGGAGGAUGGGAGCGAGGAGGAGGAGGAGGAGGAAGACGAAGGCUGGAUCACGCCCAGCAACAUCCGGCAGAUCCAGCAGGGGGCGGGGCAAGGGGCGGAGCCUGCAGACGUGCAGGUUGGCUGCCUGACCACGGACUUUGCCAUGCAGAACGUCCUGCUGCAGAUGGGCUUGCAUGUCCUGGCGGUGAAUGGCCUGCUGAUCCAUCAAGCCCGGAGCUACGUCCUGCGCUGCCACGGCUGCUUCAGGACGACGUCCGCAAUGACCCAGCUCUUCUGCCCCCACUGUGGGAACAAGACGCUGAAGAAGGUGGCCGUGACCGUGGGCAGUGAGGGCAACCUCCACAUGCACUUUUCCCGCAACCCAAAGGUGCUGAACCCUCGCGGACUCCGGUAUUCCCUUCCUGCUCCCCAAGGGGGCAAACACGCAAACAACCCCCACCUGGUAGGCGACCAGCGCUUCCCCCAGCAGCGGCUCUCCCGCAAGGCCCGGCAGAAGACCAGCGUCUUCGAUCCGGAUUACCUGGCCGGCACGUCUCCCUUCGCGGAGAACGACAUCUACAGCCGGGCGGCCAACCUGCAGAUCCGGGAUGGGACACUGGGGGCAGGCCGGAGGCGGAUGAACCCCAACACCUCCACAAAGAAAUUUGUGAAAAAGAGAUGAGGGGGGACAGCCCUACCCCGCCGUGGCCACCUCUUCGCCCGCGUGGUGCCCCAUUGUGCUGCAAGAAGGUCAGACCUGAAGCCUCGACUCCCCUUUGGGACAGUGGCCCAGCCGUGUUUCCUGAACCCCUGCAGGCCAGCAGAAGCAGGGGCGGAAGCUGCACCUCUGGAGGGAAGGGGGUGCUGGGCAACGGGUCUGGAAAGCCCUGCGCAGUCCCCCGAGGGAGGCAUCUCCUGUCUCAAAGGCUGAGCCACACGGGCCUUGUGAAUAAAGCAGUGAGAUCCAC
Messenger RNA from Gekko japonicus, 1759 nucleotides. RefSeq names its product NIN1/RPN12 binding protein 1 homolog (gene NOB1). Gene Ontology annotation, cellular component: preribosome, small subunit precursor. Lineage: Eukaryota; Metazoa; Chordata; Lepidosauria; Squamata; Gekkonidae. The coding region runs from base 1 to 1473 and encodes 490 amino acids. The record is from RefSeq and is a predicted model, not a curated record. Gene Ontology annotation, molecular function: RNA endonuclease activity. The transcript is spliced from 9 exons. Gene Ontology annotation, biological process: maturation of SSU-rRNA; ribosomal small subunit biogenesis.